AUAUUCCCUGUCAAUCCUCUCACUCGCUUCAGUCCACACUACCUUUCCGCGUGCCGACCAUCUCUCGCUCUCCUCUGAGAAGCGCUUUUGACCACCAUAAAAAGAUUCAGGCUCACGCCAUAACGCCGCAUACACAAAAUUCCACUGUCGUCUCCGUCUCGAACUGGAGGACUCCCGAACGAUUCCGGCAGCACCCACGAUCGGAAAACGAGGGCCGGGGAUUUUCGAGAUGAGCCACCUCAAUUUGGCCACCAGCCUGCGGAGGAGGAAGAGGGGAAGGGGAUUCAGGCUGCGGACCAAGCUCGCGAAGCUCUUCCGAUGGAUCAGGCUGCCCCGAUUCCGGAACCCGCAGACGGCGUACCACCGCCGGCCCCGCCGCAACCCCAUCUGCAAGAUCCUCCACUUGGCCAAGCAGAGGCUGCGCCACCUCAGGCCCCGCCGCCGCGGCGGGUACGUCCGGGUCGGGCACGACGGACCGGGGGAGAAGGCGCCGUCGCCGGACGUGCCGAAGGGGCACCUGGCGGUUUACGUGGUGGGGCAGUCGGUGGACGACACGCGCCGGGUGACGGUGCCCGUGAUAUACUUCAACCACCCGCUGUUCGGGGAGCUGCUGCGGGAGGCGGAGCGGGUCUACGGGUACGACCACCCGGGCGGGAUCACGCUCCCCUGCGGGAUCUCCGAGCUCGAGAUGGUCCAGACCAGGAUCGCCGCGGUGGGCGGCGGCGGCGGCGGCGGCCUACGGCGGCGGGCGUCGUGGCGGCGGUGGAGCUGAGAUUUUUCUCCCUUGAAUUUGAGGGCGCGGGUGAAGCCUUCUGGGAUCAGGAUUGGGUGGUCGGCGAUAAUUUCGCGGCCAAAUUUUGAUCCAAAUUAGCGGUCGCUUGAUUUUCUUUGUAGUUUUUUUUUUCUUUUUACUCAAUUUUUUCUCUGUGUUUCCUUUUUAGAGCUAUUGUAGAUUUCUUUUUCCCCUUUUGUAUGGGGGGGCCAAGUGAAAUAUGUAGAUUAUUCCAAUGCAAAGACUAGAAUUUACUCAUUCACCAGGACAAGAGGAAUUGAAAAGAUUAAGAGAUUACUAUUUCAUUUA
Eucalyptus grandis is the source of this 1081-nucleotide messenger RNA. Its product is annotated as auxin-responsive protein SAUR36. The record is from RefSeq and is a predicted model, not a curated record. NCBI's taxonomy places the organism in Eukaryota, Viridiplantae, Streptophyta, Magnoliopsida, Myrtales, Myrtaceae. Bases 230 to 772 code for a protein of 180 amino acids. Gene Ontology annotation, biological process: response to auxin. The transcript has a single exon.